AUGGGUCCCCGAAUAAACAUCUUUCAGGGACUUCAAUUGGCGCUUUUGCGCCCCUCCUGCUCCACAUUACCUGUUUCCACACGAUGUUUCUCUACGACCUCCCCAUCCUUCAACUGGCUAAUGCCAAAAUACGGAGAGAAGAGAAAAUCGCAAAAAGGCCGACCCCGAAUGCCAACAGGUGGUUCCUCCCGAGGAACAACAGUCAUCUGGGGCGAUUAUGGCUUGCGGAUGAAAGACCAUGAUCGACGAGUAUCAGCGGACCAAUUGAAGACGGGCUUCGAAACGAUUCAGAAACGGCUCAGAGGCAUGAGGUACAAAUUUUAUCCGAGGGUGGCCGCCAACAUCGGUGUUUAUACGAGUGGUAACGAGCAGCGUAUGGGGAAGGGAAAGGGUAAAUUUGAUUAUUGGGCUGCGAGAGUUGCAGUUAAUCGGAUUAUUUUCGAAUUGAAAGGGGAUUUCCAUGAGGAGGUUGCGCGAGAAGCGUUGAGGUUGGCGGCGGCCAAGAUGCCAGGACAAUAUGAAUUCGUCAAGAAGGGUGACCCUCCUAUGGUGGGCCUGGUGAAACUAAAAAAUGGUGUCACGCUGGAAUCUUUGAAAAGGGCGCGAAGAGAGGUUCCGCUGAAUUCAGGGAAUAAUAUACCCCCGCCUCUAUCUGCAGCAGAAGGUUCCGCUCCAGCGCAAUAA
This is a messenger RNA of Paracoccidioides brasiliensis Pb18, 684 nucleotides long. Its product is annotated as ribosomal protein L16. Gene Ontology annotation, molecular function: rRNA binding; structural constituent of ribosome. The transcript is spliced from 3 exons. Gene Ontology annotation, cellular component: ribosome; mitochondrial large ribosomal subunit. Gene Ontology annotation, biological process: mitochondrial translation. The coding region runs from base 1 to 684 and encodes 227 amino acids. The record is from RefSeq and is a predicted model, not a curated record.